AUGCCUCACAAGAAACAGAAAAAACCAACCAAUGCUCUUCAAAAUGGCUCUCCCAAAGGGGAGGCAAAGACGUCUGUCUUUGACUCAUCACCCGUCAAAGGUCCGGUUCUAGCCUCCACAAACUACAGAGAGAUCCAUCAAGAUGAAGCCGAAGCGCUGAGAUCAAUUUACGGCGAAGAUUUUCAAGAUGUAGAGCUUAGACAAGCAGCUUGGCAGAAAUCAUCUGAAGUGGCGUUUAAGCUGCGCCUCAGAGCGUCUUCGGAUCCUAACGUCAGCGUCUUAUUGUUCGUCGAGUUACCAACAACAUACCCGAAGACCGUGCCCAACCUGGUUAUCGAAGAAUCGGAUGACCUUCGCCAAGGCCCGAAAUCAAGAAUUGAAAUGGUUAUAAGAAAUAAGCCGAAAGAAUUACUCGGCUCGGAGAUGAUAUAUGAGCUAGCGGUGAACAUUCAAGAAGUCCUUGAGGAUGCCGCAGUUGCACGGGCAGAGGAUAAAGAUAUGCCCAGCUUGGAAGAGGAGCGUAUCGAACAGGAAGCCGCGGCCAUUCAGCAGGCAGAACAGCACAGGAAAGAGGAGCUUCGUAAACAAGAAGCGGCUACGGCUGAAGAAGAACGAACACUACAAAGGCUGUUGCAAGAUAAGAUCAGACAGCGCGAGCGUAUAAAGGCCCGAGAUUCUCGACGAAAGAGCCGGUCUGCGGCAUUGGAUGUAGCUGAAAUUCCCGAUGACAACUCCGGCUACAUUGCAUUUGAUCCCCCGUUGGUCAUGAAUGAUAUCGACAACCGACAGCUCACUUUUCAAGCGGUUUCUAGCAAGACGCUGAUUCAGUCCUCUCAGAAUACAGAGACGUUUACAGCAAGGCCCCUUGUAUCUGAAAAUCGGUCUCGUAUUCCGCUUGUGGUGUUAAAGGAAGUUUAUGUUGAGGAGAAGUGUCUGGACUCUCUAGCAUUUCGGCAGCAAAUGCGAACGAGUGAAGACAAACUCGAACUUCUGAAGAAGCUACGCCAUGCAAAUAUAGUUGAUCUGAUCGGCUUCAAAAUAUGCCGUCCGUUACAAGCACAGGACACAUCAAGCUGCAGUUGGCAAAUUUGUGUACUUUUUGAAUACGCAAAUAAAGGCUCAUUAUCUGAACUAUUGGACAUGGUAGGCGCCAUUGGGGUAGAUUCAAUUCGCUCUUGGAUGAUUCAGUUGCUCGAAGCGCUUGACUUUUACCACCGAAAUGGCGUUGUGCACGGUGAUAUUCAUUGCGGCCGUGUCAUGCUUUUUCGCCAUGCCACGGGGAGCACUACUGUUAAACUUCAAGGGAAUAUCGAAGCGGCUCUACCGCAAGGUGGUGACCGUCAACAGACACUGGCGACUUCAAGAUCUCCAUUCUGGUUGCCUCCGGAACUGACACAGAACGACGCGCACUCGACAGCCAAAACUGAUGUUUGGGAUCUCGGUAUUGUACUACUGCAGAUGGGAUUUGGCAAAGAUGUACUGCAGCGUUUUACAUCUGCCAAUGCCGUCAUGAACAGUCUUGAUCUUUCAAUGCCUCUGCACGAUCUUCUGCGGGAGGUUUUUAAACCAGAUCCAAAGAAACGCCCAACCGCAUUUCAACUUCAACCGUCAGAAUUCUUUCGAGUUGACGCUCCUUUACUUGAGAAUUCCCCAACUUAUCACUCCAAUUCUUACAUGAAACGACCUCGCAUGGACUCCCAAAUUGGGUUGCCCAGUUUCUCGCGUUAUGCUCACGACUUUGAUGAAGCUGGUCGGCUAGGGAGAGGCGGGUUUGGCCAGGUAGUCAAAGCACGAAAUAAAUUGGAUGGCCGCUUCUACGCUAUCAAGAAAAUAUCUCAAAAUUCCGCGAGUGCAUUAAAAGACACACUUUCUGAAAUCAUGUUGCUGUCGAGGCUAAACCAUCCUUACGUAGUCCGAUACUAUACAGCAUGGCUUGAAGAGGACCAUGAUGCAAUUGACUCUGAUGUUUUGUCAUCAACUGAAGAUGAUUCAAUCGGGGAUCGUGAUUUAGGCGCAAGUACUAGCGGCUUGGAUUUUAUCAGUUCCAGCGGAUAUCCCAAGGUCGAGUUUGGUUACGACAGUGGAAAUGAAGAAGACACCGCGUCUUUAGAUCAAGAACAGGUUGAAUCAAAGGGAUUGAUUAUUAGCAACACAGAUACCGGUGGCGAAAUCAAUCGGGUGCGGUCAGGGUCACAGGGCCGACCUGUGACGAACACCCUCUACAUUCAGAUGGAAUAUUGUGAGAAACAUACUUUGCGAGAUCUGAUCCAUGAUGGCCUCUACGAUGAUAUCGACCGUUGUUGGCGUCUUUUUCGUCAGAUUCUGGAUGGCAUAAGCCACAUCCAUAGCAAUGGCAUCAUCCAUAGGGAUUUGAAGCCGGAUAACAUCUUUAUAGAUGUGGCCAAUAACCCUCGUAUUGGGGACUUUGGUUUAGCAAUGAGCGGGCAUUUUACAACAGAAGUGCGUUCUUCUGGAGCAACGGAAAUCGCAGGAUAUUUUACCCGCAGUAUCGGUACAACAUACUACGUUGCACCCGAAAUCAAAUCAACAUCUACUACUCAAUAUAAUGAGAAGGUCGAUAUGUAUUCUCUUGGCGUUAUCUUCUUUGAGAUGAAUUAUCCACUACGAACGGGCAUGGAACGAGAUCAUACCCUACGAGCUUUGCGCGAGAAAAAUCACGUCUUACCCCCAAUAUUUCAGCAAGCAGAAAAAGCAAUUCAGGGAGAGAUCAUCGAGUCCCUACUUAGUCAUCGUCCUAGUGAACGACCAUCUGCCUCGGAGCUCCUCCAGAGCGGCAAAAUACCUCUGCAGGUUGAAGAGGAGACAUUCAGAAGGGCCAUAAUUGGCCUCCUAUCAGAUCCCAAUUCCCCUGACUACAAGAAGAUAUUAUCGGCCAUAUUUUCUCAGUCCCCGAGGAAGGUUGAAGAUCUCACGUGGGAUAUGGACUCCCGUGGGAAUCCAGAAGCGAAUGAAAUGCUCAUUCGGGGACUUGUCAAAGAGAAGCUCAUACAGAUUUUUCGUCGACAUGGAGCUGUGGAGAGUGCAAGACAAAAUGUUUUUCCCCGAUCAGGUCAUUACCAAAAUGGGGUUGUACGUUUAUUGGAUGCUUCUGGGAACAUGCUACAACUUCCAUUCGACCUCACGCUACCCAAUGCUCGGGCAAUUCCUCGACAAGAUCCGUCAUUGGAGAAAACAUUUUCUUUUGGGAAAGUUUAUAGAGAGUCACCACAUGGCGGCGAACCUAAAUCCCACCGCGAAGCUGAUUUUGAUAUAGUUUCUUACAACACAUUGGAUCUUGCUCUUAAGGAGGCAGAAGUCAUCAAAGUCCUUGAUGAAAUUAUCGAAACAUUUCCAGUUCUAAGAUCUGUCCCAAUGUGUUUCCACAUCAACCACUCCGAUUUACUUCAAAUAAUUAUGGAAUUUUGUCGAAUUACUCAGGCUCAAAUGCCGGUCACAAAGGAGGUACUCAGCAGGCUAAAUGUUGGCAAGUGGACAAUGCAGAAGAUUAGAAGUUUGAUUUCCGAGGCAAGUGAUCUAUCUACUCGCGUCAUGACCCAAGAUGGAAUUAUUAAUGCUCUUUUUGCAGAUACUCCUGAAAGAGUUCAGCAGAAAUUACAAGUAAUCAUGGAGGGCACCGAAUUUGCUGAUAGGCUGCCGCCUAUUUUUGCUCGUAUCAAGGCUCUAGUUUCCUAUAUCCAUGGGUUUGAUGUUAAGCGCAAGGUCUAUAUCAACCCACUGGCAAGCUUGAAUGACAAAUUUUUCCGAGGCAGCAUUCUCUUUCAAUGCAUAUUUGAUGGGAAACGACGGGAUGUUUUCGCCGCUGGAGGAAGAUAUGACCGACUGAUUCAAGAAUUCAGGCCCAAACUGCUUUAUAGUCGCGCUCAGGCACAUGCAGUAGGCUUUAAUCUUAGCUGGGACCGGCUGAGUUCGUCAAUGGUCGAACUCAUAAAGAAUUCUACGAGGGUUUUCACGAAGCACAAUGAAAACGAAAUCGAAAGCUUUUGGCGAUCUCGACGGUGCGAUGUCCUCGUUGCAAGUUUCGAUCCAACUGUACUCCGCACAUUGGGAGUGCGAAUUGUGCAAGAGCUUUGGUCGCAUGACAUAAUAUCUGAGCUUGCAGUAGAUGCGUCCUCAUUCGAAGGGCUGAUGUCUCACUACAAAGAGGAUAGCCAUACAUGGGUCGUGAUAGUCAAAGCCGAUAGCAACGAGCGCGGACUCAAAAUCAGGAGUCUGGUCAAGAAAGAGGAAUAUGAUGUGAGAACGUCUGAUCUGGUUCCUUGGCUGCGCACAGAGAUACGGUCUCGAAAUCAGCGUGAAAAUGUAGUCGACAUUCCUAAACUGCUGCGAAAUCCCAAUCAGCCAGAUACCGGCGGGCCAAGCGGAGAUCGAGCGAAUGACGUGCGUAUUCUAGUCGCACAGCACAGGAACAAGAAAACGAACCGACGAAAUAUUAUUGACUCAGCUCUUCUACGUUCUCGUGAACUUGUAGAAAAAGCCCUCAAUGGGCCCAUUGCUGCUAUUGAUACGAGGGAUGAUCUACUAGAUGCCAUUCGGGAUACGCGUUUAAGUGACCCUGACAGCUGGCGUACAGUUAUUCAAAACGCCCCUCUCACAGAGCGGAAAUACCUUGCGCAGGUUCACGAGCUGCUUCAGGACCUUGCUACUGAGUAUGCACCAGGCGGAGGUAAGGAGCACGGCUCGCAUAAUGCCUUCAUCUAUAAUUUCCGCACUGGAGCGUGUAUAUAUUAUGACUUGGGCCGUUCAGCGUGA
This is a messenger RNA of Talaromyces atroroseus, 4770 nucleotides long. RefSeq lists its product as hypothetical. Gene Ontology annotation, biological process: DNA damage checkpoint signaling; regulation of translational initiation by eIF2 alpha phosphorylation. Gene Ontology annotation, molecular function: eukaryotic translation initiation factor 2alpha kinase activity; ATP binding; protein binding. The record is from RefSeq and is a predicted model, not a curated record. The transcript is spliced from 7 exons. The coding region runs from base 1 to 4770 and encodes 1589 amino acids. NCBI's taxonomy places the organism in Eukaryota, Fungi, Ascomycota, Eurotiomycetes, Eurotiales, Trichocomaceae.